This is a messenger RNA of Anoplopoma fimbria (sablefish), 855 nucleotides long. RefSeq names its product tropomyosin 3 (gene tpm3). NCBI's taxonomy places the organism in Eukaryota, Metazoa, Chordata, Actinopteri, Perciformes, Anoplopomatidae. Gene Ontology annotation, molecular function: actin filament binding. The transcript has 9 exons. Gene Ontology annotation, biological process: muscle contraction; actin filament organization. Bases 1 to 855 code for a protein of 284 amino acids. The record is from RefSeq and is a predicted model, not a curated record. Gene Ontology annotation, cellular component: actin filament.
AUGGAGGCCAUCAAAAAGAAGAUGCUCAUGCUAAAGUUGGACAAGGAGAAUGCACUGGACCAGGCUGAACAAGCUGAAGCAGACAAGAAAGCAGCCGAAGACAGAAGCAAGCAGCAUGAAGACGAAAUUCUGCAAAUGCAAAAGAAGCUAAAGGGGACAGAGGAUGAGCUGGAUAAAUACUCGGAGGCCCUGAAGGAUGCUCAGGAGAAGCUUGAGGUGGCUGACAAGAAGGCUGCUGAUGCUGAAGCAGAAGUGGCUUCCCUGAACAGACGUAUCCAGCUGGUGGAGGAGGAGUUGGACCGAGCUCAGGAGAGACUGGCAACGGCUCUGCAGAAGCUGGAGGAGGCGGAGAAGGCUGCUGAUGAGAGCGAGAGAGGUAUGAAGGUGAUUGAGAACAGGGCUCAGAAGGAUGAAGAGAAGAUGGAGCUUCAGGAGAUUCAGCUCAAGGAGGCCAAACACAUCGCAGAGGAGGCUGACCGCAAGUAUGAGGAGGUGGCUCGUAAGCUGGUGAUUGUUGAAGGAGAGCUGGAGCGAACCGAGGAGAGGGCAGAGCUGGCUGAGGCUAAAUGUGCUGAGCUGGAGGAGGAACUGAAGAACGUCACCAAUAACUUGAAGUCUCUGGAGGCCCAGGCUGAGAAGUACUCUCAAAAGGAGGACAAGUAUGAGGAAGAGAUAAAGAUCUUGACUGACAAGCUGAAAGAGGCUGAGACCCGGGCCGAGUUUGCUGAGAGAUCUGUGGCAAAGCUUGAGAAGACCAUUGAUGAUCUGGAAGAUGAGCUUUAUGCACAGAAACUCAAGUACAAAGCCAUCAGCGAAGAACUGGACCAUGCCCUCAAUGACAUGACAUCAAUGUAA